Molecule: messenger RNA, 1108 nt
Organism: Diachasma alloeum
Lineage: Eukaryota; Metazoa; Arthropoda; Insecta; Hymenoptera; Braconidae
Exons: 2
Coding region: 11-1063 (350 amino acids)
Source: RefSeq, a predicted model, not a curated record
UCAAUGUACAAUGGGAGGCACAUCUGGACCGGAAGUUCUCAUCUUCAAAAGGUUCCAAGGGCAUUGGAAAAAUAUUGAAGAAGACAAAUUUUCCCCUGGAGUGGAUGAUAUUGGAGUGCGAAAAGCCCUGCAAUACAAUAUGGCCGAUAGUCUUGCUUUCGCUGAAGAUCAAUUGAAGAAAGAAAUCGUUCGCGACGAUUACAAAGAGUUUUUGGAAUUGAUAAUCCUGUUCCUCGGUGGAAAUCUAAAGAAAGGGAAUCGAUUCCGAGCUUUGGGUCCCAUUCAUCACGCAAGAUGGAUGGCUAAAGCGAUUUAUUCGCUGAAAAUGUUUUUGUUUAGAGACCAAUUUCAUUUGACAUCUUCCGAAGAAUCAGGGCUCAGAGAAUUAUGCAUUUUUAUUGUGGUGCUGUAUCAAAAGGCUUGGUUUACCGCGUCCAAUCCCAUUACAGCACCAAACAAUGACUGGCAAUUGCUCAAAAAAAUAGCUCAAAAUAUUGAUACUGUUGGUUCCGUUUCUUCAAAAAUUUGCAAAGCGGUAUUCCAUAAAUUCGAAAAACAUCUUUGGUAUCUUUCGGAAGAAUUAAUUGCGUUUGCUUUUUUCGAUAAAAACGUAUCCAUUGAAAUUAAAAGAAAAAUGUGCCAGGCUCUUAAAACCCAUUCUGCUUUCAAUAGUGAAAGAAAUCCACGAGCAAUUGAAAUUAAAGAUCAAAGGGCGGUACAAGAGCUAGAUUUAGAUUCAUUUGUCAAUGAAAAAACGAUCAACUUUUUUAAAAUUCUCACAAUAGAUAGUAGUUUUCUGGAUAGUGAUCCAACGACAUGGGAGACAAGAGAGGAUUUUAUUAAAGCUUUUGAAAUCGUCAAAUCUCUCCAUGUCACAAAUGAUAUUGCUGAGAGAAGUGUGGCACUCGUGAGUGAAUAUAAUAAUUUGCUGACGAAAGAUGACAGCAAACAGCGAGCACAAUUAAUUGUUCAGAAAUUUCGAGAAAUGUCUCCAAAUUAUACCAAAGAUGCACUUAAAUUUUCAUUACAGACUUAUUUAAAUAAUAUAGAACUGAAACCGUAAUAUCAUUCGUUAGGAUUUAGUUCUUGAAUAUUUGAAUAUACCAUU